Molecule: messenger RNA, 2117 nt
Organism: Syngnathoides biaculeatus (alligator pipefish)
Lineage: Eukaryota; Metazoa; Chordata; Actinopteri; Syngnathiformes; Syngnathidae
Gene: six6a
Product: SIX homeobox 6a
Exons: 3
Coding region: 264-1292 (342 amino acids)
Biological process (GO): regulation of transcription by RNA polymerase II; eye development
Cellular component (GO): transcription regulator complex; nucleus
Molecular function (GO): DNA-binding transcription factor activity, RNA polymerase II-specific; RNA polymerase II cis-regulatory region sequence-specific DNA binding
Source: RefSeq, a predicted model, not a curated record
CCGUAUUUAAUGCCAAAGUCUAUGUUUUUGCCGAUAAGAAAUUGGACUGUUAAUCUGCUUCCGCUUGUCUUGGACAACUGGAUAAACACAUGGAUCAAGGAGGCGCCGAGAUGUGUAUCGCGGCGGAUUGGACCAGCUUGACAGUGAUUGACGUGCAGCCAUGGCAACCGGGCAGCCAAUCUGCCAAGUCCAAUUGGAAAUCAUCGGAGGGGCUUGACUGUCUUUUUCUCCCCCUUUAACAAAAACAAACGAAAAAAAAAUACAUGCACCUCUACUGCGACUCGAGUCCUCUCUUUCUUGGAAUCCCAGCCCAGAUUGCAAAAUACAUCGUUGGCUCUCCGGUGCUCGCGAGCCCUCCGCCGGCUAAGUUUGGCCAAAGCGAGGAUGCGGUAGGCUGCCCCCGCCCCAUUCGGCGACAUCGGUCCUCCUCACCUACCUCGGUCGCCUUCAACUUUGGGGGAUUUCCUCGUUUUGGUACGCGCGCGCGGAUAGCGGACGGAGACGCCGUGGAGGAGAGAGAGGAGCACGGAGGGGGAGACCCGGGACAAGCCUCCAUGUUUCAGCUGCCCAUCUUGAAUUUCAGCCCCCAGCAGGUCGCCGGGGUGUGCGAGACUCUGGAGGAGAGCGGCGACGUGGGCCGCCUCGGCCGCUUCUUGUGGUCGCUGCCCGUCGCCCCGGCGGCCUGCGAGGUGCUCAACAAGAACGAGUCGGUGCUGCGGGCCCGGGCCGUGGUUGCCUUCCACACCGGCAAUUUCCGCGAACUCUACCACAUCCUGGAGAACAACAAGUUCACCAAGGAGUCGCACAGCAAGCUGCAGGCGCUGUGGUUGGAAGCGCACUACCAGGAGGCCGAGAAGCUGCGGGGACGCCCGCUGGGGCCGGUGGACAAAUACCGGGUGCGGAAGAAGUUCCCGCUGCCCAGAACCAUUUGGGACGGCGAGCAGAAAACCCACUGCUUCAAGGAGAGGACCCGGCACUUGUUACGAGAAUGGUACUUGCAGGACCCCUACCCGAACCCCAGUAAAAAACGGGAGCUUGCGCAGGCUACCGGACUUACACCCACACAAGUAGGAAACUGGUUCAAAAACCGAAGACAAAGAGACAGAGCUGCCGCUGCCAAAAACAGGCUCCAGCAGCAGGUCCUGUCCGGCGGCUCCGUUCGCUGCCUGGCCGACGAGGACGGCACCGUGGACCGUCUGGGCAACGCAUCCAGUCCGGAAGCGAGCCUGUCCAGCAAAGCGGCGGCCUCGGCCAUCUCCAUCACCUCCAGCGACAGUGAAUGUGACAUCUGAGCGCUCUCCGGCUCAACUCUUGAUGAAUGGAAAGGGGGAAAAUAAAAAAAAAAAAGAAGAAGAAGAGGAAGAAGAGGCAAUUCCAAGUGAAAGACAAUCGAAAACGACGACUCAUAGUGCCUGCGUUGAGUUCCUCACACACAUAAACACCAUCACACACACACACACACACGGAUAUCUGAUGCCUGCCAAAAAAACAUGCGAGGAUCUGUGAGGCCUAUACUUUGAUUUGGGGUUGACCCACGCGUGGAUGACCCGUCCUAAACACACACAGGACUGAUGAUAACACCCCCCCCCCAACUCAAAAAAAGGAAUAGCGAGCGCCUACAUAGCCUACUGUUUAUCCGUGGCUAUUUCAUGUUGCAAAACAACAACUGUGCUAUUUUUACGUUUCUUUCACGAGUUUUACGAAUAAUGUUGAUUUGCCUAUUUAAACCCAUCUGCUCAGUCUUUUGGAUUUCAUCUUCAUUCGCGUGGUGUUUUUUUUUAAUACUUUACCUUGUGCACAGGUGAACCUGCUGAGCAUGCGCGCUUUAGUGAUUGUGUUUCAAGUCAAAGGGAAAAAAAUAAGUAACUUAAUAAAAUAAUUGUUGAUCGAGAGAGUAUUUUAUUUGUGAUUGGUGUUUGAGGAAGGCGAAAGUAAAAAAUGUAGAUGACACAAAUCCACGUGCCUAGAUUCUAAUGGCUGCCUCAUAUCGGUCCAUCCCGACACGUUUCACAGCGAGCCCUAAUUGACCAACAUGCUGCAUGGGCGUCGCGUAAUGCAGGGUGACAGCGUGAGGUCACCCAGAGGCCGGCUCACUAACCCGGAUGAUGUGCGCAGGA